AUGGCCGAGGGAAUCUUCAGUUCCAUGACUUCCAAGGGUCCUUACGCAUCCUUGAUAUUCAAUGUCGACUCUUGUGGGACUGCAGCCUAUCACACUGGAUCUUCCCCAGAUUCCCGUACUAUGGCCACUCUUAGAGAGAAUGGGAUUAGUGACUAUAAGCAUAAGGCUCGAAAGGUUUCUAUCAGUGAUUUCAAGAACUUUGAUUAUAUCUUUGCUAUGGAUAGUGAAAACCUUGAAGAUCUCUUAUCCUUAGGGAGGAGAACUGAGGGUAAAGCAAAAGUUAUGUUGUUUGGAGAAUAUGCUGGAGGUUCUAAGCCCGAGGAGGUUGAUGAUCCAUAUUACGGUGGGAAUGACGGGUUCAAGGCUGCUUAUGAACAGUGUACGAGGUUUUCUAAGAAUUUCUUAAAGGCUACUUUUCCCGAUGUUGAGAAGUAG
This is a messenger RNA of Sclerotinia sclerotiorum 1980 UF-70, 435 nucleotides long. RefSeq lists its product as hypothetical. Gene Ontology annotation, cellular component: cytoplasm. The transcript has 3 exons. Bases 1 to 435 code for a protein of 144 amino acids. The record is from RefSeq and is a predicted model, not a curated record. Gene Ontology annotation, molecular function: acid phosphatase activity; non-membrane spanning protein tyrosine phosphatase activity. Gene Ontology annotation, biological process: protein dephosphorylation. NCBI's taxonomy places the organism in Eukaryota, Fungi, Ascomycota, Leotiomycetes, Helotiales, Sclerotiniaceae.